Messenger RNA from Camponotus floridanus (Florida carpenter ant), 3754 nucleotides. Its product is annotated as runt-related transcription factor 3. Bases 1007 to 2530 code for a protein of 507 amino acids. NCBI's taxonomy places the organism in Eukaryota, Metazoa, Arthropoda, Insecta, Hymenoptera, Formicidae. The transcript is spliced from 7 exons. Gene Ontology annotation, cellular component: nucleus. Gene Ontology annotation, molecular function: DNA-binding transcription factor activity, RNA polymerase II-specific; ATP binding; RNA polymerase II cis-regulatory region sequence-specific DNA binding. The record is from RefSeq and is a predicted model, not a curated record. Gene Ontology annotation, biological process: regulation of DNA-templated transcription.
GGAGUGGGGUGGCAGAGGGGUGUGAGAGAGGAACCAGGAAAGGGGAAAGGGAUGCUGCGUGUGUUGGCAUGGACCAGUGCGUCAACGGCUGUUGCCUCACACGAACCGCCGAAAUUAUAGUUAGUGACCCCCAACGGAUACUUGAGAAAUACACUCCCGACUACCCGUUGCCGCUAUAUCGAACUGCCACUUUCGCACGGGGAACAAGGAUGAUUCGAGGGUGCCGCUAACGAACCGCCAGAGGGGUCCCUUCGGGAUCGCCCAAGGGGGGAAAACGCUCUAGGAAAGUCGUCCUUCGUCCUCGGCCGAGCGAUCUUGAUGAGGCGCAAGUUUCGAGAGAGAUGAGAUCGUUCCCGGUUAUCGAUAAGCUCCUUUGAGUGAAAGUGUUUUGGCGAGUUUCUUCUCGUCUCGAAUAGGACUUUGUACGUCCAAGUGUGUGAUUAUGCGAGAGUUUUUGAGUGUCGGCCGACAACGAAUGUGAUAUCGUGUAACGCUUGAUCAGUAAUCGUCGAUUGUCCUGUUAAAUAUCGAGUAAUCGAGUGCUUGAAAUGCGAAUGCAGUUGGAAGAUAGAACAUAUUGAAAAGAUUUGAAACCAUCUCGACUCAUCUUGUAAAAAAAUUCAAUUUCUAUAAAGCUACUAUUUUACAUCGAACAAAAAAGUGAUCUCCAUCUCAAUUCGUCACAAAAGUGCAAAGAUUGAAAGAAUAAACAAGUCCACCGUCAGAUUUCAUACGACAAUGCAUAAGUCUAUGAGGGAAUUUGAAGAGAAUUGUCACGUCGUGUUUAACAUUUAUCUCGGCGCCAACAUUGGAGAGAAAAUGUAUUAAAAUUGACGACGUCUCAGAGCCAUCGAAUUUUGCGAAGGAUUCUAAAUUUCCGCCAAGGAUAUCAGGCCGUUAAGCUCGAUCCGACAGAUUAUGCGCCCUUGAAAGAUGCUCGCGAGAUUCUUUCGGCUCAGCGGUUGAACCUAAUGGAAGGAUGUUUCAUCCGGUGUUCUGACUGCCUAUGGAUAUAUUCGGCCGUUGCAACGGCGGCAGCAGCGGAAGCACGGUAGCCGGAAGCGGUGCUGGCUCGGUGAGGACGUCGAGCAACGAGUCCGCCGGCGGUGGUAGUGGCGGCACGUCGAGCGGUACCAGCGAGAGCGGCAGCAGCGCGAGUGGCAGGAUGCAGUUGACAGGAGCCUCGGCUCCUGGCGCGGCCGCCUCGCCGGAGUCGGGCGUCUCUCCGCUGACCGACGCCUACACCAAGAUGACUAGCGACAUCCUCGCCGAGAGGACCCUAGGUGACUUUGUCAGCGAACAUCCCGGCGAGCUAGUUAGAACAGGCUCGCCGCAUUUGGUUUGCACCGUCCUGCCGGCGCACUGGAGGUCCAACAAGACUCUUCCGGUGGCUUUCAAGGUCGUGGCUCUCGGCGACGUGGGCGACGGUACCCUCGUGACAGUUCGUGCUGGUAACGAUGAGAACUGCUGCGCCGAGCUCAGAAACUCGACGGCUCUAAUGAAGAAUCAAGUCGCCAAGUUUAACGACCUGAGGUUCGUCGGCCGAAGCGGAAGAGGCAAGAGUUUCACCUUGACGAUAACGGUGUCGACGACGCCGCCGCAAGUCGCUACCUACACCAAGGCGAUCAAGGUGACAGUUGACGGGCCGCGCGAGCCGCGAUCCAAGACCAUGCUGUCUCUUUUAGGGCAGCAGCAACAAUUUCACGCCUUCGCGUUCGCCUCGCAACGAGGCGGCCCGUUCUUUGCCUCGCCUCUGGUGGAUCCGUUGCAACCUCUGCCGAAUCCGUUGCAACCAUUACCGAAUCCGCUCCAGCCGAGGGAUCCGUUGUCUUCCUUUAGACACGCGAUGCCGGGUAAUUGUCAGAGCGUGCAACGGAAGGUUUCUCUAGACAUGUCGCAGUUUGGCCUGACGGCGAGCAAUUCCUGGGGGUACGGCAGUACGGCCGGCUACGCCGGCUACCUUCCGGGCCCCCUGUCGUCGUGCGCCGCACAGGCAUCGUUUCCGCCCCCGCCGCCGCCCCCUCCGCCACCACCGCCGUCAUCGACGUUGGCGUCCUUCGCCGGCACAGCCUCCAUGAAUACGCCGACGGCACCGGACUCGACGGCGGGCUCGACCGUCACAUCCGGCACCAGCAAUACCGGCUCCACGCCGCAGCAGGACGCCUUCUCCGCGGUCUCGUCUCUCGUACCGGACACCACGACACCGGGCCAGUCUGACCCGCUGGAUCCGCUGAGCAGCCUCAUGACCGGCGGCUCCACCAGCCAGAGGUAUCAGGAUUACGUGUCGCCCAGAUCUCUGUCCACCGACUCGAGCACGACCGAGAGCCCGGUGCACGAGGAGCAGGGCUUCGGGCAGAAUUACGGCAACUACUUCCCGACGCCCGGUGUGCUGCCCAGCAUACUCUACUCUCAGCUUUACGGGAAUCAGUUCCAGAAUUCCGAGAGCGCCGAACAGAGGGCCGUCGCGGAUAGUUGCAGCGUGAGGCAAGAGGAAGUUAGACCGGACAACAACGUCUGGAGACCGUACUGAGAGGCGGAGGAAAAUCAUUUCUUAUCCGGUGACUUGGCCGUCGAGAGACCGCAGAACUCUUGGAAGACGAGAGGGAAAUAACGCUUAAAAAUAUCGCUCCUCGAUCUCUCGGCUGCCACGACGAAGUAAUUGUAGUGCGACAUGGUGAUUCUCUGAAAACUAUCCAAGGACGAUUCUCGACGGCGAAUUAGUGGGCAUUAAAACUCGGAGCGAGUCCGAGUUCCUUACGCUCUUCCGGAAAGUUUCGGGAAAUUAAAAUUCUCUUACCGGUUGUGUUUCUCGCGCCAACGAAUCUUAGGAGAGUGAAUGAAGCGGGGGAGGAUUUGUAAUUAAGUGAGAACGGAUUGCGUACGAGAGAGCGAGCGCGGGUGUGAAAGUGACGACGACGACGACUAUUAUAAUGAUAUCCGCAGAAUGUAUAUACGUGUACAUAGCUAGGCCAUUGUCGUUUCAUCGAAUCAUUAUCGUUUUACGACGACGCGAUACGAUUAAUUUAUAUUUCAUCGAUUACGUUUUCAUAGUAUAAUUGCGACCGCUGCGGGAUCGUGCAAUAUCGUCAAAGCUGCGCGACGAUCACAGCUUCCUUUCUCUCUGUAAAUACAUAUAUCUUCCACGUUGCGCGUUCAGUUUCCCUUUUCGAUCCGCGAACAUUUCCUUCUCUCUAAAAAAAAAUAUAUAUAUAUAUAAAUUUAAAAAAUACCUCUCGGUCUGUGAAGGAAUCCGGCUUUGCGCUUUCGGUGAGAUAUUCGCAGCGACCCUGAAUUAUCUCGAAAGAUCGGCAGCGAGAGGCUGUCGCGUGCGGUCACGUUCGGGUCAAACCGACGAUAAAAUCGAAUGGGAUUCGAUUCGCGUGAGGUGAAAGAGUCUCGCCCGCCGCGGGGGGAGGAGCGUGACAGAGAAAAGGCUCUCGCAAGUAUUCAACGAACGAAUGAGCGAACGUGCCGGCAUCGAAGAUCUUACAUCGAAAUUUCCGCUAAAGAAACGAAAGCUCGGGAAACGAAGGUGAUUUCGCGAGGGGCACUGGAAGUAUCGUCGCCGGCGAGAGAAGUUUAUCCGUUUUCUUUUCUUUUUUCUUUUUUUUUUUUUUUCGAUCUUUUUGUAAACCGGCGACGAUCACUCUGUGCGCGUUUCCGAAAAUGAUUUCCGAUAUACAUAUCUACCGAUCUAUUGUUAUCGUAGUUUUUGACCGAGUCGAAGUAAAAAGUGUAUUUCAAAAUAUGACAC